AUGACCCGUGCACUUAACGCGAAAAACAAACUAGUUUCUGUCGAUGACACUCUCCUCCCACCCGAAACCUCUUCUCCAAAUUAUAGACAAUGGAACCAAACUAAAGACAUGGUUCUUACCUGGCUUCUAAAUUCCAUCAGCCCCUCCAUAGCCAACUCCCUUGAAUUCCAUACCGAUCCACGAGCCGUAUGGCUUGAUCUCCAGUCCAGAUUUUGUCAAGGCAACAAUGCUAGAAUUUAUCAUCUCAAACGUGAGUUGUCUUCCCUGCAGCAACACAAUCACUCAGUUCAUGAUUAUUACAAUCAAAUCAAGCAAAUCUGGGAUAAACUUAGUCACUUACAGCCAACCAAUGAUCUCAAACAAUUACAGCAACAAGCUGAAGAUGAGAGAGUUUACCAAUUUCUUCUUGGCCUCAAUGAAUCCUUUUUCCAACUCAGAACCCAAAUCUUAGCCAUGGAAACCCUUCCCCCUAUCACAAAAAUUUUUUCUAUUCUUUUUCAGGAAGAGCAGCAGCGCCUUCUCCACCUCCUGCCACCACUGACGGAUGCUCACAUCCUUGCUGCUCACUCCAGUGGACCCACGAAACAGCCCCUGCAAUGCACCUUCUACGUCAAAAUGGGUCACUCCCAUGACCGUUGUUGGCGUGUGAUCGGCUACCCAACAGGCCGAGAUAAUCGUGGCAAGCAGCGGCCCUCUCUCCUUAGAAAACCACCCUUAACCUCGGCGCCGAUGGCUCAUCAAGUCUCCACCUCUUCUCCACUUCCAGGUUUGACCCAUGAGAUGUACCAAAAAUUGCUUGAUCUACUUCAACCGAACCCUUCCUCUGCAAAUUUCAUGGGACCCACAGUCGACGAGGCUGAUUGGAGCGGGUGA
Messenger RNA from Carya illinoinensis, 873 nucleotides. RefSeq lists its product as uncharacterized. Bases 1 to 873 code for a protein of 290 amino acids. Lineage: Eukaryota; Viridiplantae; Streptophyta; Magnoliopsida; Fagales; Juglandaceae. The transcript has a single exon. The record is from RefSeq and is a predicted model, not a curated record.